AUGUCUACAGGAUCAAGAUCCGCCUCUGGCGCUCUCGCAGUGAACCAGAUAAAUACAUACGACGAUUUUGAACCAUGUGCUUCUACUGCUUCGCUGUUUCUUUACGCUCAACGGUCUUCUAUCCUAUGUCUCCACCAUGAUACCCUGGCGAUCGAGCGACGGUUCGACCGCCAUCAGGAAAGAAUACAGUUUAUAUCAGUGGAUAAUGUUAGCGAAAGAGGUGCAGGAAGGUUGGUAGUCAGCUACGAUGCCAGUCAGACAGCAAUCGUUUGGGAUAUAUUUACUGGACAAGAGGUAUCCCGGUUUGCGUCUUUCGAACAUAUUCGGGUAGCUACCUGGAUGAAGAAUGGAAAUGUGUCGUUUGGAAAUGCAAAGGGAGAAAUCAUCCUCUUUGAGCCGGCAACUUCUGAACAUGUGUCUGCUCGCACAAUUUUUGACCCCAUUACCGCUUUGGCACCGGGAAACGAUUGCCGAAUUUACGCUAUUGGAUAUAACAAUGGCUCAAUAUUAAUCGCUACCAUCCAACCAUUUACAAUAUUGCAUACGCUCACUACAUCCCGGGCCCCCUCCUCGAUUGUUUCACUUGCAUGGCAUGCCUCAUCUACCAAGCAAAAAUCAGAUAUGCUUGCGAGUCAGACUGUUAAUGGAGAUUUACUCGUAUGGAGUGUGUCGAAGCAUCCCGCCAAUGAAACACCUCGGGUUAUCAGAUCCCUCAAAAGAUCCGAAUUUGGCUCUCCAGGACCAAAAUGGAUUGCCUGGUCCAAGAAUGGGCGAAUUGUUCAGUAUGCUGAAGGGGAAACCUGGGCGUGGGAUGUGAAAACAAAACAUGUAACUUAUGAGCCAGUGCCAACCGUGUCAGGGGUGAGAGCCUUGGCGAGUUAUGGAGCAACAGCAACCCUGUUCACUCUGGGCCCAAACCAUACUGUCCAACAGUAUGAUCUUGAAAAUCCUACUAUGGUGGCUAAUGUUCAGCAUAUUCCUCUUACAUCCUUAGCCGAUCAACCAGGUGAGGUGAAAGUUGAGAAAGUUGAAUCAGGACUUACAACCAAAAAUUUGGCAGAAUACCAGACCACCAUUGCCGAGAGACUGGGAAGUCCACCGCCCGGUUCAUCAGAGAGACAUAUUGACCCGAAUGCCUUAGAACUUGCCCGCCAGCGAGCUGGGCUAACAAGUCCUUUGUCUAAUGGAAGUCAAACCGCUUCGACCGGCUCAGCACAUUCUUACAACCGUGGUGUCCGGGGUCCAGUAUCAGUACAUUCAAGAUCCUACAACAGCGGAACCACCUUCUCAAUGAGCUCCCCUUCCCCCUCGAUCCCAGAAUCGCGAUCGGUAACAUCCUUGAAUUAUGCUUCUUCACUCUCUACGUCGUCAAGGAGAUCAUACACUCACGGUUCCUCGCGACUACGUCACGAAUAUCUUCCAAAUUCCAAUGGCAGUAACAGUGGUAAUUCACUUGAGAAACCGAUCACAGAACUUUUCCCCUAUAUCCGGAGUCGUGUGAACAAUGUGCCGUUCCAGCCUCCUCGCCCUCAAAACGAUGGCAAUUUAUCACCCAACGAGUUGAGGAAACAGAUGCUGAACGUGGUCUUCGGAUGGGAGGGAGAUAUUGAUGGAUUAAUUCGGGAUGAGCUACGUCGUCAUAGCCCUGGAAGUCAGCAUGCUAUUCUUCUCGCUCGCUGGCUUGGAGAAAUCGAUCCAACCCUGAUAAUAUCGAUGAUGGGACCAGGUUCCAGCCAGUAUAGUGACUGGAUGUUACUUGCGUUAACCCAACUUGGAAACCAGGGUCAUAGCAAACACCUCGGGCAAGCACUGGUUCAGAAACUUUUGGCAAAGGGUGACAUCCAUGCCUCUGCAGCAGUUCUUCUGGGAAUGGGAGAUAGUAACGACGCCAUCGAGGUUUACGUGUCCAGAAAUAUGUUUAUGGAGGCAAUUCUUUUGACAUGUUUGUUAAUGCCCACUGAAUGGCAGAGGCAAUCAUACCUGGUUCGAAAGUGGGGUGAGCAUGUGGUUCAGAACUCUCAGCAGCAUCUGGCUAUUCGGUGCUUUGCUUGCACCGAUGCGGAAACAUCUGAAGCUUGGGCCUCUCCGACUGCUCAGAUGACAACCAUUUUAUCCGACCAGUUAUCCAGGUCCCGCGGUCCAACACCAACGAACGCAGAGGUUUCUAUUACUGCUAAUGCACCGCGUCCUCCCUCUCGCGGGAAUCUAAAAAGCCCUGCCCUGAAGCUCAUCACUUCGUUCAGUCCUCACCCGAACGGCCAAUUUAAGUUCCCAGGCCUUACAUCUGCGGAUCGCACACCAACAAAUGCUCCUGGAGUUACCCCCAUUUCAGAUUCCGCGGUUGCAGAUCCUACUUCACCCGGGGGAUUUGGUACGCAUAGAUUACCCCUUGGGCGUAUUGGCCGAACGGGAACACCAACCAACUUUGCUAAGCACCGGCUGCCAUCUAUUGGAGAGACUCCUAUUGAUGUGAAUCCUCCCGCGUUCACUGUUCCGAAGGGCUUACCAACACCUGUUGACUCAGGUUCUGAUAAGGAGAGGGAUGCUAACAACGUAGACCUGACCAUUGUACAGCGGCUGGUUGAUACCCCAGAACCAGUUUUAUUGUCAUCUGCUAGAUAUACCCCUAUAUCAGAAACCCCAAGGAAGACUCCGACCACGGCUGUUCUCCUCGGUGAUGACGAUUCCGACGGUGGGCGACCGUUUUCACCUCCAAACACGAUCUUUGAGUCACUGAAUGUGCAGAAUCAAAACAGAACUAAGUCGCGUGAGCGCAAGGGCGGGCGCAAGGCCGAAGGUCUCCAUGUUUGGCCACCCCUAGAUGUUUUCCCACCUAAUGGGCCCGACUCAUCAAGCUCCUGUGAUGGUUUGCGUCGAUCACUAUCACAGAAUCAGCACCGCGGCCCAACACCGGAUAAUUAUUAUAGCUCUGCCUUGUCAACCGCUAGCGCAAGGUCAACAAGAAGUGCGAAUGCCAGUAUCAGAAGUAUCGAUCCUUACGUUAGCAGCCUAGACGAAGCUACCUACCGUUCGCAACAUCAUAGAAGUGGACGUGAAAGGCGAAAUACGGACACUGAAUAUGAUAUUAAAGGACGCGGCAAGCACGGUUCCCGAGCGCACUCAAAGGAAUCUCGGGGAAGAAGUGACCAGCGGUACAUACAACCCGCAAAGCGAUCACCAUCAUCGCCUGUCCCAAUGUCCCCUGAGGACUUGGCGCUAUAUUCCACAGCCACUGACACGACUGACACCCAAUCAAAACGGAGCUUGGGUCAUGGAACCUUCCAUAGGAAUAGAAGACAUACCAAGUCCCGAACUCGAUCAGCAUCUAGACAUGGUGAUCGACCUCGCAAUCGCUCUGGUUCUUGGGUAGGUGACAAGUCUAGUCGAGUUACAACACGCCUCCAGAGCCCAGACCCCCUGUACAAUCCUAUUACACCACGAGGCAGGAGUUCGCAAAGGACAGAGGGAUCUGGCCCCAAGUCCCCAUCUUCACCCCUCCCUAUGUCACCAUCUGCCGGGGACUACGGUCGUGGCCCUGAUGUUGAGGAUGGUCUUCGACUGGUUAAUGGAGAUAGGAAUCACCGUAUGCGAUCAAGGCAACGACGCCAGACUCGUCGUCCGGAACGCGGUACAAGCUCCCGUCGCGACCUAUCUCCAGACCGAAGGAGAGAGCGUGAGCGGUCUCAAAGCAGACAGAGUCUAGAUUACGCAAACAGUGCACCCAGAGAUCUAUAUGAUAGCGGGGAUGGCAGUAAAACCCAGCAUAGACACGCGUACUCUAUUGAUAACGAAAUGCCCUCUACCGCAGGCUUUGAAAGCCGUCGACAGCCGACACCAAUACUAUCCGUGGCAGAACGUUCGAGGAAGGAAAUAGCAGCUGCUGAAUUGGAAGCUCGCCGUCUGUCUCUAGCACGGCGGCCUUCCGCUCCCUCGAUUCCACUACCAGGCGACGUCAAGAACAAUUUCUCCGUCCGGCAGAAUACGGUUGACAGUCCUCCACUCAGUGGGUCUCUCAGCCACAGAAUUGGUGGAAAGAACCAAUCUCCAGCAAAUUCAAGCCCCUCCGAUUCCAACCAUUCGGGACGCGGGCCUUCGAGUGUUCCAAUUGGUCUACCCGCAACUCCAAGGGCAAUGAGGCAUCCGAAGUACAGCACCGGGUAUGCAAAUGUCAGCGUACCUGCUUUACCUGAGGUUCCUGGUAAUAUAGUGACAUUAAGUGACACUGUGUAUCGGCCAACUGGAUUUAACAUUUUACGCUCUGCCUCUGCUCCUCCUGAACAUCUGGAAAUCGUUGGAAAACCACAUGGAAUUGUGGCACACCCUCAUUAUCAACAUCAAAUACCUAGCAGCAAACCAGCUCAGAACUUCUCCCAUCGUCGACAGACAUCGCAGGAUAUUGUUUACAAUCCAUCUAACGGUACCAUUAAUAAUGUAGCGCCACCUCUUCUCCCGGAGCUUCGGCAUUUGCAAUCGCCUCCCCCACCACCCCCGCCCCCUCCAAUGAUUAACACGCAUGUCCACAUGCCACCAAUGUACGAUGCACGCAGCUCACUUGUUUCCGGUGUCGGUACCAUCAAUAUCGCUAUUGAUGAUCCCGGCAAGAUGAACGACCAGGUCCGUCAUCUACCAGCGGAGUCCUUGGCCGUGUCGCCGUCAAAAGGUAACGGCGAGGCCUCUCAUCGCCGUGGUCGCAGCGUGAAUGAAAACUUGACGAGCAAGAUUCGAAAUUUUACCGACAGAAUGCGUAGCACAAGUAGGGGACGCAACACCCAGUCCCCACCUCGGGAACCCGACGUUCCAUCUCCAUAUGAAAGUUUGUCAAUACAAAACGUUAUAGAAAACCAGAUAUAG
Messenger RNA from Paracoccidioides brasiliensis Pb18, 4851 nucleotides. RefSeq lists its product as uncharacterized. The transcript is spliced from 5 exons. Gene Ontology annotation, cellular component: nucleus. The record is from RefSeq and is a predicted model, not a curated record. Gene Ontology annotation, molecular function: transcription factor binding. Gene Ontology annotation, biological process: positive regulation of transcription by RNA polymerase II. Bases 1 to 4851 code for a protein of 1616 amino acids.